CUCGUCGACGCCACCUUCAAUUUUUUCCAGGGAGAAUUAGUUCUGCCUCUAUCGAGAGCGACUUUCCGAGUCACAAGCGAGAGAGAGAGAAAGAGGGUGAUGGCGAGGAGGAUUGAGAGCAAGGCUAUGGCGUUCCUGCUUCUGUUUGCUUUAGAAUUCUUUCUGGGGUUGGCAGCGGCUGCUGAUGAUUCACCGAAGGUCGGGACGGUCAUUGGAAUUGAUCUCGGGACUACGUAUUCUUGUGUCGGUGUGUACAAGAAUGGUCACGUGGAAAUAAUAGCCAACGAUCAAGGAAACAGAAUCACCCCUUCAUGGGUCGCAUUCACAGACACCGAACGCCUUAUUGGAGAAGCCGCGAAGAAUCAAGCGGCCAUGAAUGCGAAGCGCACUGUUUUUGAUGUGAAGCGCCUCAUAGGGAGAAAGUUCAAUGAUCCAGAGGUGCAGCGAGAUAUUAAGUACUUGCCUUAUAAGAUCGUGAACAAGGAUGGAAAGCCUUACAUCCAGGUGAAAGUGAAAGGCGAAACGAAGGUCUUUAGCCCUGAGGAGAUCAGCGCUAUGAUAUUGGGGAAGAUGAAAGAGACGGCGGAAGCUUACCUCGGAAAGAAAAUCAGGGAUGCUGUCGUCACUGUCCCAGCUUAUUUCAAUGAUGCUCAGAGGCAGGCCACGAAGGAUGCGGGCGUCAUUGCUGGCUUGAAUGUGGCUAGGAUUAUAAACGAGCCUACAGCGGCAGCUAUUGCCUAUGGCCUGGACAAGAAAGGAGGAGAGAAGAACAUCUUGGUUUAUGAUCUCGGCGGCGGUACAUUCGAUGUGAGUGUCUUGACCAUCGACAACGGCGUGUUUGAGGUUUUGGCGACCAGUGGAGACACCCACCUUGGAGGAGAGGACUUCGAUCAUAGAGUCAUGGACUACUUCAUCAAGUUGAUCAAGAAGAAGUACAACAAGGACAUAAGCAAGGACAGCAAGGCCCUUGGGAAGCUUCGAAGGGAAUGCGAGAGGGCUAAGAGGGCACUGAGUAGCCAGCACCAAGUCCGGGUCGAGAUCGAGUCUCUCUUCAAUGGGAUCGAUUUCUCGGAGCCGUUGACGAGGGCGAGAUUCGAAGAGUUGAACAUGGACUUGUUCAAGAAGACGAUGGGUCCAGUUAAGAAGGCCCUGGAAGACGCGGGUCUCAAGAAAACAGAUAUCCAUGAAAUCGUUCUUGUUGGAGGAAGCACAAGAAUUCCUAAGGUGCAACAACUUUUGAAGGACUUCUUUGAUGGAGAAGAGCCCAAUAAGGGUGUCAAUCCUGAUGAGGCUGUCACCUAUGGCGCUGCUGUUCAGGGUGGAAUCCUUAGCGGUGAAGGCGGCGAGGAAACCAAAGAUAUCCUUUUGCUUGAUGUGAUUCCGCUUAGUCUGGGUAUCGAGACGGCCGGUGGCGUCAUGACCAAGUUGAUCCCUAGAAACACUGUCAUCCCGACCAAGAAGUCUCAGGUCUUCACUACAUAUCAAGAUCAACAGACUACAGUGGCGAUCAAGGUCUUCGAAGGUGAAAGAAGCUUGACUAAAGAUUGUCGCGAGCUUGGAAGGUUCGACCUCUCUGGCAUUCCACCUGCUCCAAGGGGAGUGCCCCAGAUUGAAGUCACAUUUGAAGUUGAUGCGAACGGCAUCGUGAAUGUGAAAGCAGAGGACAAGGCCGUGAAGAAGGCAGAGUCCAUCACCAUCACGAACGACAAGGGGCGGCUCAGCCAGGAAGAGAUCGAGAGGAUGGUGGAAGAGGCUGAGCGGUUUAGAGAAGAGGAUGAGAAGGUCAAAGAAAAGGUGGAUGCGCGGAACAAGCUGGAGAGCUACGUAUACAGCAUGAGGGCCACCAUCAGCGACAAGGACAAGCUCGUGGACAAGAUCGACGCGGACGACAAGGAGAAGAUAGAGAGCGCCCUCAAGGAGACGCUUGAGUGGCUGGACGAGAAUCAGACCACGGCGGAGAAGGAGGACUUCGACGAGAAGUUGAAGGAGGUGGAGGCGGUGUGUACGCCGGUCAUCAAUCAGGUCUACGAGAAGAGCGGUGGCUCAUCUGCCAGCCCUGAAGAUGAUGAAGCUUAUGAUGAGUUGUGAAAAACCAGGAGUUCUUUCGACAUUUUUGUUCGGUUUCUUUCUCUUUCUUGUAAACAUCGAUUCGAUCGAGAUGAUAGCAGCUAUAGGAUUUUAUCAUUUUCGGAUCUUCGUUGUAAAUGAAAGAUCCAGAAUUCGAUGGCUUUCAAGGUUGCGCUUCAUGGCUUGUAAAUGUUGCUGGAAAUAUGACAGUUGACUGGUUGUUUGGCUUA
This is a messenger RNA of Syzygium oleosum, 2297 nucleotides long. RefSeq names its product heat shock 70 kDa protein BIP1-like. The transcript has 7 exons. Lineage: Eukaryota; Viridiplantae; Streptophyta; Magnoliopsida; Myrtales; Myrtaceae. Gene Ontology annotation, molecular function: misfolded protein binding; ATP binding; heat shock protein binding. The record is from RefSeq and is a predicted model, not a curated record. Gene Ontology annotation, cellular component: cytoplasm; endoplasmic reticulum chaperone complex; membrane. Bases 100 to 2088 code for a protein of 662 amino acids. Gene Ontology annotation, biological process: cellular response to unfolded protein; protein refolding; endoplasmic reticulum unfolded protein response.